This is a messenger RNA of Lodderomyces beijingensis, 2304 nucleotides long. NCBI's taxonomy places the organism in Eukaryota, Fungi, Ascomycota, Pichiomycetes, Serinales, Debaryomycetaceae. The record is from the annotation of a GenBank genome assembly.
AUGGUUCAAUCUUCUGUCUUAGGUUUCCCACGUAUUGGUGGUCAAAGAGAAUUAAAGAAAAUCACUGAAGCUUACUGGGGCGGUAAGGCUUCCGUUGAUGAGUUGUUGGCGACUGGUAAGCAGUUGAGAGAACACAACUGGAAGUUGCAGCAGCAAGCUGGUGUCGAUGUCAUUCCAUCCAAUGACUUUUCAUUCUACGACCAAGUGUUGGACUUGUCCCUCUUGUUCAAUGCUAUCCCCGAAAGAUACACCAAGUUUGAGUUGGCCCCAAUUGACGUUUUGUUUGCUAUGGGCAGAGGCUUGCAAAGAAAAGCCACCGACUCGAGUCCUGCUGUUGACGUCACUGCGUUGGAAAUGGUCAAGUGGUUUGACUCAAACUACCACUAUGUCAGACCAACUUUUUCCCACUCUACCGAUUUCAAGUUAAACACUGCUGCUGGUGUUAAGCCAGUUGACGAGUUCAACGAAGCCAAGGCCUUGGGUGUCAAGACUAGACCUGUCGUUUUGGGACCAGUUUCAUACUUGUACUUGGGUAAAUCCGACAAGGACUCCCUCGACUUGGACCCAAUUUCCUUGUUGCCUAAACUUUUGCCAGUCUACAAGGAGUUGUUGAGCAAAUUGAAAGAAGCUGGUGCCGAUGAAGUGCAAAUUGAUGAGCCAAUUUUGGUUUUGGACUUGCCAGAAGGUGUUCAAUCCAAAUUCCAAGAAGCUUAUGACUACUUGGCUACUACAGAGGCUCCAAAAUUGAUUUUGACCACUUAUUUCGGUGACGUUAGACCAAACUUGAAGGCUAUUGAAAACUUGCCAGUUGCCGGUUUCCACUUUGACUUUGUCAGAGUCCCAGAGCAAUUGGACGAAGUUUCCUCAAUUGUCAAGGGCGACCAAACCUUGUCUGUUGGUGUUGUUGACGGUAGAAACAUUUGGAAAACCGACUUGGCCAAGGCUUCAAAUGUCGUGAACAAGGCUAUUGAAAAAGUUGGUAAGGACAAGGUUGUUGUUGCCACUUCAUCAUCAUUGUUGCACACUCCAGUUGAUUUGGAAUCUGAAACCAAAUUGCCAGCUGAGAUUAAGGACUGGUUUUCUUUUGCUACUCAAAAGUUAGAUGAAGUUGUCACCAUUGCCAAGCACAUUUCCGGUGAAGACGUUUCUAGCAAAUUGGACGCUAAUGCUGCCUCAGUCAAGGCCAGAAGCGAAUCUUCAAUCACCAAUAACCCCAAGGUUCAAGAAAGAUUGACCACCAUCAAUGAAAAAUUGGCCACCAGAAAGGCUGCUUUCCCCGAGAGAUUGGAAGCUCAAAAGGCCAAAUACAACUUGCCUUUGUUCCCAACCACCACCAUUGGCUCAUUCCCACAAACUAAGGACAUUAGAGUCAACAGAAACAAGUUUGCCAAGGGACAAAUCACCGCUGAAGAAUACGAACAAUUUAUCAACAAGGAGAUGGAAACUGUUGUUAGAUUCCAAGAAGAAAUUGGUUUGGACGUUUUGGUUCACGGUGAACCGGAGAGAAACGAUAUGGUUCAAUACUUUGGUGAACAAUUGGAUGGUUUUGCUUUCACCACCAACGGUUGGGUGCAAUCAUACGGUUCCAGAUACGUUAGACCACCAAUCAUUGUUGGUGACGUUUCCAGACCAAAAGCCAUGACCGUUAAGGAAUCAGUUUACGCGCAAUCAUUGACCAAAUCGCCCAUGAAGGGUAUGUUGACUGGUCCAGUCACCAUCUUGAGAUGGUCUUUCCCAAGAGAUGACGUUUCUGGUAAGAUCCAAGCCUUGCAAUUGGGUUUGGCUUUGAGAGAUGAAGUUGACGACUUGGAAAAAGCCGGUAUCACCGUGAUUCAAGUUGACGAGCCAGCCAUCAGAGAAGGUUUGCCAUUGAGAGCCGGUAAGGAGAGAUCAGACUACUUGAACUGGGCUGCUCAAUCCUUCAGAGUUGCCACUUCUGGCGUUGAAAACUCUACUCAAAUCCACUCCCACUUUUGUUACUCAGACUUGGACCCUAACCACAUCAAGGCCUUGGACGCUGAUGUUGUCUCCAUUGAAUUUUCAAAGAAGGACGAUCCAAAUUACAUUCAAGAAUUUUCGGAAUACCCUAACCACAUUGGCUUAGGUUUGUUUGAUAUCCACUCACCAAGAAUCCCAUCCAAGGAGGAGUUUGUUGCUAGAAUUGAGGAAAUCUUGAAAGUUUACCCAGCCAACAAGUUCUGGGUCAACCCAGACUGUGGUUUGAAGACUAGAGGUUGGCCAGAAGUUAAGGAAUCUUUGACCAAUAUGGUUGAAGCUGCCAAGGACUUCCGUGCUAAAUACUAA